CUUGUGACCACUUUAUCGUUGUUUCUUUUAUCACUUCGUCUUUCAGUUCCCAUUCAAGGAGUAGGUCGUACAUUUUCGAUAUAAUUUUUUAAUUUGACUGCAACAAUUCGCUUUGCAGUUUAGAAGUUUUUGGUUCAAAACCUGUUGUUGUUUUUUUAAUCUUGGUUAAUUAAGUUUUUUGGGGGGUCAAUUUCCUCCUGCUGCUUCUGUCACCUUGCCUCCCGCUGGGCUGGUCCUGCCGGGUCACGCCCCUUACGCCCCUGUCUCGGCCAAUCAGCGUGAGGUAAGGGGGAGGGGAGGGGCGAGCUCUGGCGCUCGCGAGAGUGUUGGCCGCCUGCGCCAAUCCAGAUGAGCUAUUGUGAAAGGAGGCGGGGAGAAGACAAUAGGUUGUGAAGGGGGGGUGGAAUGCGGGUAGAGACAGGGCGGGGUUUAGUGGUGAAUGGUCCAGCCCACUGGGCGGGGCAAGGCAGAGCUGGGAGGAGCCUCUGGCUUGACUGUUUUCGCUGUGUCCAGCCAAAUACCCAAAGCAGGACCCAAGCUCCCAAUAGAUUUAGGAAUGAGGACUGGAAUUUGAAUAGAAACACAACCCAUCACUCCACAUUAAGGAGGACUGAGAACUAAUACAAGGUUGUUACUUAUAAGGACCAGCACUCUCUGCCCAGCCCAGAGGAGCAGGCGGGAGCCAUCAAUGUUUGUUCUGACAGCAUAGAGGCUGCUGGAGAUUCAAAGCAGGUAGGGUGUGGUUUGAGUUCGGAUUCUGAGGUUCCCAGCACUUCUGGUAGGGCAAUUGUAGUGGCUUGGAAGGGCAGGAGGUAAACACCAAUACAGUCAAGUGGUGAUACAAUUGAAUGAGUGGCUUAUCCAGUCAUUAAAAAAAAAAAUAUUUUUCUUAGGUUGCUUUUGGUUCAGUAUUUAUCUUGUAAGUUAUCUGUUUGCAUGCGUUUCCAGGUGAACAAGGAGGAGUACCCCUGCAGGCCAGGGACCCCACAGCAACCCUCCCUCGCCAAUCAAAGCAUGGAAGUGCAAAAAAAAGAAGAAACCUCUUUGAUGGUCAGAUGAGCAGGACCAGCACUCUCUGCCCAGCCUAGAGAAGGAGGCAGGAGCCAUCAAUGUUUGCUCUGACAGCAUGGAGGCUGCUAGAGAUGCGAAACAGUUCCCCAAAAUGGAUGUUGGUGACUCUGAGGUUGUGUGCAGGAGGACCCCAAAUGGGAAGAAUUCCCUUGCCCCCCCCGAGAGACGCCGUCCAGGACAGCCCCCUGAGCUUAGACUACGAAGCCUAUGAGAGCAACACCUUGGGGGACUUCAGAGAUCUCAAGGAGUUCCCCAAAAUGGAUAUCGGCAACUCUGAGGUUGUGUGCAGGAGGACCCCAAAUGGGAAGAAUCUCCUCGCACCCCAGAGAGACGCCGGCCCAGACAGCCCUCUGAGCUUAGACUACGAAGCCUACGAGAGCGACACCUUGGGGGACUCUGGACACCUCAAGGGGGUGGACAGGAAGAUUACCCCACCUGCAGAUGGGCAGGGACCUCAUGGCAGCCCUCCACCACCGCCACCAGUGGCCAAUAUGAGCAAGAAGCGUACUCAGAAGAGGAAGCACCAAGGAUGCUCAGAGAAGGAGAAGACCGCAGUAGCGGAACUGAAGUCACAGCUGCAGAACCAGCUCUCUCUGCCCAGCCUAGAGAAGGAGGCGGAAGCUGUCAAUGUUUGUUCUUACAGCGUGGAGGCUGCUAGAGAUGCGAAACAGGUGGACAGGAAGAUUACCCCACCUGCAGAUGGGCAGGGACCUCACGGCAGCCCUCCACCACCGCCACCAGUGGCCAAUAUGAGCAAGAAGCGUACUCAGAAGAGGAAGCACCAAGGAUGCUCAGAGAAGGAGAAGACCGCAGUAGCGGAACUGAAGUCACAGCUGCAGAACCAGCUCUCUCUGCCCAGCCUAGAGAAGGAGGCGGAAGCUGUCAAUGUUUGUUCUUACAGCGUGGAGGCUGCUAGAGAUGCGAAACAGAUCGGGCUAGAGACGGAAAGCGGAAUAAAGAGUCCCCAGCGGGAGUCAUCUGCUCGGAGCCGCACCUCAGUCAAGGAGACUCCCGGCACUCCAUCAGAGCCCCACACGACCCCUCACACCUCAGUCUCUGUUCCCUCGUCUCCUAGGUCUGGAAGGUCUUCAGGAAAGCACCGCCCCAUCGGCAUUGGUGCAACCCAGCCAGCAGUGGGGCGCAAGUGGGGAGCAGGCCUCUGGCCAGGUGGCUGAGACGGUGGAUUAGCCAGCACCGCAGUUGUGUCCACCCACAGCCAAUGUGUCCCCGGCAUGUCGUGCUUCCAGGAGGAACUGGCCGGCCUGUAUAUCAAAAAAGGAGAUAUCAGCAGCAGCAGCACCACCCAGGAACCUGCAGAAAGAAGUUGUGAUGCACGAUCGGGUCACACAUGGGUUUUCAUUGUUUAAUGUAGAAAUUACCCUAUUGGCCCGAGUAUAAGACACACUUUCCCCCCAAAUUCUGCCCGGGAAAAGUUAAAAGUGUGGCUUAUAUUUGCGACCUUACAAAAAUUGGCCUUGCCUUCCAAGCCCAGAAUGGAGAGCGCCCUAUCACCCCGCCCAGGAUGCUGCCACAAGGGUGUGCGGGACAAUGGCACCCCUCCCGACUGCGGCUCUCAAGCCGCUGAAAGAAGCGGGAGGGUAGCCGGCCAAUAUUGGCCAAUACAAUACAGCCUUUUAAAAAACAGAGGAGGGGCUGCAUGCUUCAAAGAUGGUGCCUUUACUGAGGUGCAACUCCGAGCAGAUGACCUCCACUGCGGACUCUUUUUCCAGCUUUGUCUCUAUAUCUAAUUUUUUAAUUAAGUUUUUGAAAAAAAUUAUAUAUAUGAAACAAAACCAUUUCAAACAUUAAAAUACAGAGGGGGUGAGCUGUGCCCCCUUGCCCCUUCUUUUCGGCAGCUUGGGAGCUGCGGAUGGGAUGGGGUCAUAGCUGUUUGUUGGUAACAAAUGCCUUUUAAAAAACAGAGGAGGAGCUGCAUGCUUCAAAGACAGUGCCUGGAAUCAGAGGCCUUUUAGGCCAGGUGUGAUUUCCUUGAACUGCAGUGGGAAUGUGCCCAGUUUAGGGUGCCACACCUUAAAGGAGGAUAGGGACAAACUGGAACAGGUGGGGAACAGUCUAGGUUGGGAGUGGACAUGCUUAGCCUGGCCGGGGUAAAAGAUGCCCCGCUUGCGGGCAGAAGUUCUCCACCCUCCCCAUCCCCAAAGUUAAUAUAAGGCUGCCAGGGUGCCCAGUUGGUGGUGCCCCUAGACAGGGCCUCUUUGGCGGUGGCUUCCUGUUUGUGAGCCGCCCUCACUAACGAGGUGCAUCCAUCUCCCUCGCUAUUAGUUUCCAGGAGAGAUUUAAAAGCAUCCUUGUUUAAACCAGGCAUUUGGUAGCGUAAAGCCCUGUCCUUGGCACGACCCCCUUGUGCCUGGGCUGCUCCUGCUCCGCGCCCCUUGCUUCCUCUUCUGGAGACAGUUCCUGCUUAGGUUGGCCACUGGUGCCAGAGGGCUGCCAUAGGGUCCCUGCCCAUCUGUGGGAGGGAUACUCUUCCUGUGCAUCUGGAAACACAUGCAAACAGACAACUUACAAAAUAAAUACUGAACCAACAGCAAUCUAAGAGAAAUAUCUUUUUUUUAAAAAAAACACUCAUUCAAUUGUAUCACCACUAGACUGUAUUUUUGUUUACUUCCUGCCCUUCCAAGCCACUACUAUGAGCCCUGCUGGGCACCUCCCUGAAUCCGAACUCUCUUUGUCCUGGAGGCACCCAGAGAGCUAGUGGCAGGGGAACUAGAGCAGGGGAACUCGAGUCUCCAGGUAGAGCAAGUCGAGCCAGAAGAACUCUCCUGCGCAUCAAAGCUCAUUGCAUUUCAUGCCUCACGCUCUUUCCUGCCCCGUGAUUGGCCUGUGCUCACCCGACAGCUCCUUGACCGGUGUCUUGGCCAGAGGAGGAGCCAUCAAGGAAAAGCAGGCCAGAGACUGCAGCGCCAGAGACUGCUCCAAGCAAGCAACUUGCUCCUGGAAGGACUGAGGCCCUUUCAGCGCUGCUUCUGGUCCACCCAGCUGUCAAACAGCUGCAGACUUGUAAGGAGUAACCCUUGGGGAUUUUUGUAGCCACAACUCACUGAAACUCCCAAGCCAAAAAGAAGGGGGGGACACCUGUUGAUUGCUUUUAGGAAAAGAUAGGUUGGAAUAUAAACAAUUUGGUUCAGAAACAGGCCUCCCAGCUCCUCCUUGAAACGGGACAUGCCAGAGUCACGUUGGUGGCCGUCUUGGGUCACCACCAACUGGGCACCCUGGCAGCCUUGUGUUAACCUUGUAGAUGUAUAGAUUGGGGGGGGUUGCAUGGGUGGAGGACUUCUGCCCGCAAGUGGGGCAUCUUUUACCCCGGCCAGGCUAAACAUGUCCACUCCCUUCCAACCUAGACUGUUCCCCACCUCUUCCAGUUUGUCCCUAUCCUCCUUUAAAGUGUGGGACCCUAAACUGGGCACAUUCCCACUGAUCUUCAAGGGAAUCACACCUGGCCUAACAGGCCUCUCACUCCAGGCACCGUCUUCGAAGCAUGCAGCCCCUCCUCUGUUUUUUAAAAGGUGUUUGUUACCCAAACUGAAAUUUCUGUAUUAAACAAUUGAUAAGGAAAAAUCCUGGGGUGUGGAUUUACUCCUCUGCCCAGCUCGUCGGGGUACCACUCCCCGCGGGUCCCUCUGGUCAGCAAAAGAAUUUUGGAGAUUAUUUGAUUUUGUAUUGGAUAGUCAGAGGAAACCAUACAGUACAUGGUAUCCGCUUAUUGCUACUUUUCUGAACCUCUUUGCUGUUGUGUAUGUGUGGUGCCUGUGUCAGUGGUCAUUGUCCUGGCCUUAGUUUGAGUCUGUGGUGGGGACUUGGGAUUUUUGCCCCAUUCCUGGUUUUAACACCAUGAAACCAAAUGUGUGACGGAUCGCUGUCCUGGGUGGUGAUGCUGCUGCUGCUUAUAUCUAGCCCUAACCCCAAUUGCUUUUAGGAGUUGUUAUCUGGUUUUAGAAUAAUUUUAAUAUGGUGGCUUUUGUUUGUUCUGAAGUUUCAAUUAUAUUGUAUAUGGUGUUCUUUUCUUUCCCCCCCUUCCUUUUCCUUUCCCCCUUUUUCACAUCAUAUUUUACCCUGUACACUUACAGUUAUAUACACAUUGCUUUUUAUCUUCAGUAAAGAAUAUAUAUAUAUAAUAGAUUGAACAAUAACAAUCUGGUAAUGUUUAUACAUUCUGUUUCCGGCGGGUUUUUAUUUUGGUAUUGUAUUUGAAUGUUAUUUUUCUUUUCUUACCCCCCCUUUUCACAUCUUUUUUUACCGUGUGCACUUACAAUUACGUACACAUUAUUUUCAUCUUCCAAUAAAGUAUAUAAAAGAAAAAAGAAAUACAUUGAUAAGAAAUAAAUAAUGACCUAUAUCUCAACAGAGCCAUUUGCUCUCUCCAGGGAGAGGUGAGAUCCUGCACUUUUUGCAAACUGAUAAAUC
Messenger RNA from Podarcis muralis (Common wall lizard), 5496 nucleotides. NCBI's taxonomy places the organism in Eukaryota, Metazoa, Chordata, Lepidosauria, Squamata, Lacertidae. The record is from RefSeq and is a predicted model, not a curated record.